Molecule: messenger RNA, 549 nt
Organism: Acaulospora morrowiae
Lineage: Eukaryota; Fungi; Glomeromycota; Glomeromycetes; Diversisporales; Acaulosporaceae
Source: the annotation of a GenBank genome assembly
GAUUGACUCCCGAGGGAGUAACCUUAUUUGAAAAUUAUGUGAACAAUACUGCAGACAUUCAAACUGCGAGCUUGGCCUUCAGUUUUUGUGUACCACGUCGUUUUUCCGAUCAGCGAGUUGCCGAUUGGAUUGAGAGCUACAGAAUAUUGUUAGAUAAAUGGAAAAUGUUCUAUUGUCGUGCCAAGUUUGACAUUGCUCGUGGUAAAAAGAUGAACGUUGCACAAGCCACACCAGCACCACAAGUGUACGUUAGAUGUACUAAGUGUAAUCAAAGUAUUGCGCGUAGUCUUUUCAUACCCGGAACGAAAGGAAAGACUGUGUUGCCAACCUUCUCUGCGAAUCCUGGAACACUUUUUAAAUCCAAGGCGACAUCAUGUCCGGUAUGUCAAAAGAGUUUGCCACGUUGUUCUAUAUGUUUACUUAGUCUUGGAACGACCAAUGACGCCCUUCGAGAUGCAAUCGCCGCAAAUAAACGCCCUAGAAUCAAUAAUGACAGUAGUCCAUUCGGAUUUGAUCUAUGGUUUACGUGGUGCCAAACAUGUCGGCAUG